AUGGCUGAAGACAGCCCCAGGAAAUCGAUUGUUGAAGACGUCUUCAUUCCUAAAGAACUACUCACCACUGCCAAAUUCAACUCGCCGUGGGAAUUGGCUCGAUGGGAACAGUCUCUCCCCGAUAACAAUCGUAUAUCACUUCUAGGACCUCGCACUUCUUCCAAUCGUCCUCUGAGUCUUUCUUCUCUGCGAGCAGUAACAAGGCCAAAGUCUACAAUUAGAUCUCGUGGAUGCAGUGAUCCUCCUGCUUUUCAGGGUACACUCGACUACUUUGCAAACCCCGCCUCUUCAAUCUCUGAUAAAGAACCAAUACCGCCAGUUCAGAAUGCAUUCAUCAGUCCCCGGCCACUCAGUAAAUUCAGCCCUCAUAAAAUCAGCAGCGAGCAGAGUAGCCUGCAAGAAGUCUAUGAAAAAGCCAAAUUGAGGGGAGCUGCUAUCCAACGAAAACACUGGGUGCGGCUAUUGUUUGAAUACAGCUUCUAUUCAUUCCUCGUUCUGUUCGCCUACUUUGUCCUCGUCGGUAUGCCACUGUGGGAAGGUGCUGUGUGGUGGCUGUAUUAUGUUGUCCGAACUAAGUUCGUUAUCCAAGGAGGAUAUUCAAUUGUUAUUGGUCUGGCUGCACUAUACGCAUUCUGUCCUCUUAUGAUGCUCUUUGAGAAAGAUCCUCCAACCCUGGAUUCUAAAUCUGAAUCUGAAUCUCCGGACCUAGAAAGCAACAUAUCCAAGGUGAAAUCAACCGCUCUCCUCAUUCCCUGCUAUAAGUCAGCAACAAUCAUCGACGCAACCCUCCAAGCCGCCUUUAAAGUCUUCCCCAAAGAAAAUAUCUUCGUCAUAGCGAACGGCAAUUCCAAAACCCCCCUCGACAACACAGAAGAAGUUUGCAAGCCCUACGGCAUCAACUACCUCUGGGUGCCCAUCGGCUCAAAAAUCGUGGCACAGUUUGUCGGCAGCCACGCAGCCAAGGACUUCGAAAACGCCCUCCUGAUCGAUGACGACUGUCUCCUACCCCCAAAUUUCCCAAUCGUCAGUGAUAGACUCAAAAACACCGUCAAAUGUCUCGGGUACACAAUCAAAAGCGUCGGCCCCAAUUCCUCAAAGGGUACCUUCUGCCAGCAAGCCCAGGACCUCGAAUACAAAAUGUCCGGUAUCCAGCGUGCUUUCUUCGGGAUGUUUGGAAGCGCUACAUUCCCACACGGAGCUAUCUCGCUCUGGAAUAUCGAGUUCCUAAAACAGACCUUCCAUGAACAUCCCGGAUUCUCCGUGUCCGAGGAUUGGUUCUUCGGCGAUGCCUGUCGGCGUCUAGGUGGACGCAUUACUAUGUGCUCACAGGUCUUCGUCGAAACAGAGACGCCGGCUUCGGUGUUCUGGAGUGGCUCUGGUGGUAGUCGUGGUGGGUUCGGCGAGAUGACUGUCCUCCAGCAGCGGUUUAAGAGGUGGAAUUUCUUCUUCGUUGUUGGUGUGUACUAUGAUUUGAAGUAUAUCUUAACUAGCUGGAAGUUGGGUUGGUGGGAGUUUGGUGCGAAGUUGUGCGUUUUUCAAGAGGUGUAUGAAACCCUCAUCUACCUCUUUGCCCCAUUCAUCCUUCCAAUUUCAUUCAUAGUCCGGCCCUCAUUCUGUGGAAUGCUACUUGGCGUCACAAUCGGGAUGUAUAUCCUCAACGUGAUAAUCUUCAAUGAGAUCCACCUCCGGUUAAAAAAAGAGCGCAUCAACUGGAAAGUCCUUUUGUUUUACUACACGUUCUACAAGAUUGCUCUGACAUUCAUCAACGUGGUGAGCUGCUACUGGUCACUGUACAAGUAUGCACGGUACUUUGCGCAGCGGCAUCCGAAGGUCAUUGAGGACCGGGAUGCGGUGGAGGUGAUACUUAGUCUUGAAAAGGAUUCGAAUUCAAGGAGGACGUCGGCUGAGGAUGUGGUCGUUCCGCUUGAUGGUGUGUUGGGCACGGGAGUUGGAAGAAAGUUGACGCUUACAAAAGUUAAGGCUGGGAAGAAGAGGGAGGGGGAGAAAUGUGAGAAGGAUACUAGAUAG
Messenger RNA from Penicillium vulpinum, 2028 nucleotides. RefSeq lists its product as uncharacterized. NCBI's taxonomy places the organism in Eukaryota, Fungi, Ascomycota, Eurotiomycetes, Eurotiales, Aspergillaceae. The record is from RefSeq and is a predicted model, not a curated record. Bases 1 to 2028 code for a protein of 675 amino acids. The transcript has 4 exons.